Messenger RNA from Oppia nitens, 9363 nucleotides. Its product is annotated as neurobeachin-like. Gene Ontology annotation, cellular component: membrane; cytosol. The transcript has 3 exons. Gene Ontology annotation, molecular function: protein kinase binding. The record is from RefSeq and is a predicted model, not a curated record. Lineage: Eukaryota; Metazoa; Arthropoda; Arachnida; Sarcoptiformes; Oppiidae. The coding region runs from base 237 to 9092 and encodes 2951 amino acids. Gene Ontology annotation, biological process: intracellular protein localization.
AUUAGUAGUGAUGUGUACUCUAUUGUAGUGUUUGUUAUGUAUGUGUUGUAUAAUACUAUUACUAUUACAAUACAAGUGAAUUGCAUUGCAUUAGGAAUACAUGUUUUACAGCCAUUUGAGUGAAUGUCAGACAACAUUGACAUCACUGACAAACACAUCACUUCUGGACUCACAUUGACUGCAAUCCGCCCACCAAUUGAUCCAUUGAUUUGUUCCCAAAGUUAUAUUAAUUUGAAAUGAACUCAAAUGAAGACACAAAUAAUGCCAACAAUGAACCUAAAGAUACGGAUGACAUAAACGCUCAAAAUGUGACCACAAGUGGUGAUCAUCUAAAUGCUAAUAACGAUAUCGACAAUAAUAUAAGUAUUAAUAAUAAUAAUAAUAAUAACAGUAAUAAUGAUGAUGUGAUUAAUGAAGUUUCAAACAAAUCUGUAGAAAAUACCACAAAUGAUAAUAUUAGUAAAGACACUGAUAUGAGUAGUGCCAGUGAUGAAGGACUUGUAAGAGAAGAUAAAAGUGAUAAUAACGGAUCUACUGAUCCAAAGGUGAUAACAAUAGAUGAUAAUAAUGAAGAAAGUGUACAACAAGACAACAAAUGCACUGAUGAGACAACAGAGGAUACAAAACCACUGGCUAUCAGUACUCAUAGUCCCGGAAGCGCUCAACAGAUCAUCGAUGUUAAAGAAAACCAAGAGACAACACCUGAUGGUGAUAGUGGUGAUAGAGUGUCUAACAAUGAGAUGAAAAUUGAUGAAAAAGAGAUAGAAACGAGUGGCGACCUAAAUACCGGCAAUGAGAGUGAUGUCAAUAAUGAAAAAAUUACAGAUAAAACUAUUGAUGAUUUAAAUCCAUUUAAAGAUGAAUCCGAUGAACAAUGUGACGAUAAAUUAGAUGAUAAAAAUCCAUUUGCAAAUAAUGAUACCACUGAAGAGAAAAGUGAAACUAAAGAAAGUGGUGAAUCAAAUGUUGUCACCGAUAAUGAUAAAGUCGAUGUAAAGAUGUCGGAAAACAAACCCGACUCGACAGUCAACAGUGAUAAUCAAUCGACAACUGUUUCACCGGCAAAGAGUCCAAAAUUCAAUGCAAUUCCCAGUGAUUUACAAGAAGUGAUAAAUGAUAACAGUAUUUCAGAUGAAGUUAAGUUUGGAUUACUUUGUGCUAAACUAAUGUCAAUUACAUCAUCGGAAAGUAGUCAAGAAGCGAAUCCAAUUACUGAUCACAUUCUUCACCUUUUGAUUACUGAUGACUUACAAAGGAUAAGAAAACCCCAAACAUUACGACUGUUUUUCAGAGAUUAUCUUAAAUUAUUGCCGUCAAAGAUUGUCGCCGAGAUUUUAAGUGUUUUGAUUGCCGUUUUUAAGAAAUCCCUUCUUAACUUAGAGGCAGCAAAAGGAUUAUUAUUAGAUUCAUUGACCCAAACAUUUCAUUUCGAUAAUCUCAUCAAACAUUUUAUUCGUGAAAUUAUUAAUCUUCAGACAUCUUAUAGUUGUGAUGUUAAGGAGUUGAGAGCAUUACUCAAACAGAGUGAAGACGAUCCAAGACUUCUUCAUUAUAUUCGUAACGCAAAUCUUUUACAAAGAAGUCGUCCGAAUGCGUUCUAUGCAUUCCCCGGUUCUAUGGGUUCUGUAUUAGCAAUGCCACCAAUUCAGAAGUGGCCGAUUCAGAAUGGCUGGACAUUUGUUACGUGGUUUCGUUUGGAACCAAAUGCAACCAAUUCUCAGCCUUAUCUCUAUUACUUCAGAACCAGUAAGUCCGGUGUUGGCUAUUCGGCUCACUUUACCGGAAAUUGUUUGGUAUUGACUUCAAUGAAAGUGAAAGGCAAAGGCGUUCAGCAUUGCAUUCCAUACGAGUUUAGUCCAUUCAAAUGGUUCCACUGCGCCAUCACUUAUGUCACUAAAUGGAGAAGUGCUGAGGUCAAGGUGUAUGUGAACGGCCAGUUGACUGCCAAUACAGACAUGGCGUGGAAUGUCCAGACAUCAGAUAUUUUUGAUAAGUGUUAUAUAGGAAGUACUGCUGACCUCAAUGAGUCCCACCUAUUUUGUGGUCAGUUGUCGUCCAUAUAUUUAUACCACGAAGCACUAAAUGCCAGUCAAAUCUGUGCCAUUCAUCGGUUAGGGCCGUCAUAUGUCGGCCAAUAUUUACACAGUAAUGAAAGUCAAAUUGAAUUACCAAUGGCUAUGAAACGGGUUUUAUAUGAAGAAAAACUAAGUUCAACGCUAUUUUCUCUCUACACACCCGUCGCUGUCGAAGGCGAGACAUUAUGUCUUCAAUCGGCACCCAAAGGCAAUGUUAUGUACUUUACAUCCUCACCACACGCAGCACUGUUGGGUCAAACAAUUGCAAUAAAAACUCAAUCAAUCAGUUCAACACUUCAAUCGAUUGGUGGUAUUCGAGCACUUCUGCCACUUCUUCAUCGUUUUACUCAACGAUCUGAUGCCGAGGCAUGUGCUACACUAAUCGGAUUUAUUUGUGAUUUAUUAGAAAGUUCUCCGCAAUGGUUUGGCAACGAAGUGGUUCAGUCACACGGAUUUGUCAUCAUUUCUUCACUGUUAGCAAAAAGUCCACGAAUUUUGAUAAAUGAAGAAACUUUAGAUAUAUUGUUGAACUUAACGAAAACAUUAAUUAGUGCCGCUUCUGGUGCUGACUCUAUCUUAUUGAAGCAACUGAUGGACAGUGUUUUAUUUAAUGCUUUUCUUUGGAUUUAUGUUGACUCCAAACUACAGCUCAGACUUUAUUGUUUCUUAGCCACAGAAUUUAUUAGUGGAACAAAUAAUACAAAUUCCAAUAAUGGCAACAAUAGUGGUAGUAAUAGUGUGUCCAAUGGCAUAGUCUUUAGCGAAGUAAGGCGUAUAUCAACAGUAUUACAAUUAUUACAUUCCCUUAAAUAUUAUUACUGGUUAUCGGAAGAGAAAACAAUUCAAGUGAAAGCCAAAGACAAGUCUUUACGGCCCAAUAAAAGUGAACUAUUGUCCAUUCGUUCUUAUAUUUUACUCUUUAUUAAACAACUGAUAUUAAAGGGCAAUGGAGUCCAUUUGGAUGAACUUCAGGCAAUUCUCAACUAUUUGACAACAGUUAAUGAAGACGAAAAUAUAUUGGAUGUGUUGCAGAUGUUGCAGUCACUAAUGUGCGAACACCCGGCAUCUAUGAUACCCGCCUUUGAUGCCAAACAUGGCGUCAAAACAGUAUUCAAAUUAAUUGAUUCAUCAAAUGAAGAGAUUCGCAUUCAAGCUCUUAAACUAUUGGGUUAUUUCUUAUCUCGAAGUACUCAGAAACGAAAGCAAGACGUAAUGGGUCCGCACAACCUCUAUAUGCUUUUGUGUGAACAUCUUAUGAAAUACACUCCACUAUCACUCGAGACUUAUAAUGCAUUGCAUGAAAUACUGACAGAAACAGCUAUUGAAACAAUAAGAGCCUCGCAUUCAAAUAAUGCCAGUCUUCGCAUUGAAAAUCCAAUGGUUCUUAAGGUAAUUGCAACUCUUCUGAUUGAAGGUAAAAAAGAAGAUCUCAAUGAAAGAGAUGAUUCUUCUCCAGACAUAAAACGGUUGUUUAUAAGUGAUUUAUGGAGACUUUUGGUGAAUAAUCGGGAAAAUAGAAGACUUGUAUUACAGAUGUCUGUAUGGCAGCAUUGGCUCAUUAAUUUGAUUGAUCACAACAUUGAAGUAACAAAAGAUCAGAUUUUAGCCAUAUUUCGCAUACUUUUAUAUCAUGCCAUCAAAUAUGAAUACGGAGGUUGGAGGGUAUGGAUUGACACACUGGCCAUCAUUCACGCUAAGGUCAGUCUCGAUGAGUUUAUGGAUCAGUUUGGCAGAGAUAAGGCUCAACGAACCAAUGAUAUUAAAGUUGAACGAAGAACUUCUGGUGACUCAAGUACUGGAAGUAAUUCACUGAAAGAUGAAUCAAUUCAGCAAAAAACUGAUGUUUUGGAUAAUAAAAAGAUUACUGAAAGAACAUCAGAAGUCAAAUCACAUGAUAACGAAGAUUACGAGAACCGUCCAGAAGACGAUCCCCGUCCUGAAGAUGACCGCGAAUUAAAUAAUGUCCCCUCCGUUGCCACUCAACAAUCAGAAGAUACUAUUGAUAAUAAAGAAAGUUUAACGAGUGAUAAAAGUGCCAAAAAUAACGAUACAAAUGGAAUCACUUCUUUAGAUGAAAGUAGUACUAAUGACAAUGAAGAAGAAAACGAAGAACAAAAUAGCCAAAAGAAAGAGGCAUUUAUUAGUACUAUUAGUUCAAUUGAUACGCAAUCAAAGUUAUCCGAAACCGAUCCCAAAACAAUGUCCACAACCAAUGUUCCUGACAGUGCGCCCUCAAGACAUAAUCGAUUUGCUAAUCGUCGAACAAAUCCACAAAAAGAGUUUUAUUCUUCUUUAAUUUUGGGCCAAAAGACAACUCCCAAAGUGUCGGCAACGCCUGCCUUUCGGAUACCGGAGUUUCGUUGGAGUCAAUUGCACCUCAAAUUACUAAAUGAUUUAUUAUUUUCAGUCGAAUGUGAUCUUCAAAUGUGGCGAAGUCAGUGUUCUGAAUACAAAUCUGAAUCCAGUUCACAAAGAAGUAAUCAAUUGGAUCAAAUUCUUCAACAUUCCGAAAAUCAAAUAUAUAUAGUUAAUGCUAUUCACUUAGUUUCUCAAUUAAGUGAUAAUAUUAUAAUAUCUGCGGGCGGACUUUUACCAUUACUGGCUGCGGCCACGGGUGGAAACAGUGCCAAUACAAAUGUUUCCGCGGGAGGAGAGGGUCUGACCGCAAUUCAGGCCAAUUCUCUUCUUUAUAGACUCGUUAACUUAAUCGACAUCUUGUGUUUUGCUGCAACUCACGUAAACUUUAGUGAAUUAGAAGCAGAAAAGAAUAUGUCUGCCGGAGGAAUACUAAGACAAUGUUUAAGACUUGUUUGUACUGUUGCUGUCAAGAAUUGUCUAACAGUUCAGAAGCAUAUAGAAAAUGGUUUGGCACAUGAAAGUGAUGUCGAGUCAAUUGAGAUGAAUGACAACUUUAAUACCGGCACCAGUAUUGCUGCCGCAGCUGAACUAUUUGGCAUUGAUUUCACAUCAGAAUCAAGUGAUUUAGUCACUAAUUUUAAAAUUGAUGGCUCAGAUACUGAAACAGUGUCGACAUUUAUUCCAAUACAACCGCUUCCUAUUAAAGAUCCGAUGCGAUUGUUACAAGAAAUGGAUGUGAAUCGUUUGAGAGCCUGUAUCUACAGAGACGCCGACGCAGACACUCGUCAGUCACAAUUCUUAGCUUUGGCUACACUUUAUUUUAUAUCUGUUUUAAUGGUUUCUAAAUAUCGCGAUAUAAUUGAGCCAAAGGGUGCUCAGGUGUCAAAAGGGAGUCGUCGUAAUUCUCAAGUUUCUAACGACAGUUCCCAUUCAAUCAACGAACAAAACAUAGACUCCGGUAGUUUAGAUCCAUCGGAGAUCAUUAAACCCAUCGAAAUUCCUAAAACUCACGUCGACUCUAAUAUUGGCGAAAAAUUGACCGCAAAGUUAGAAACAACUCUUUCGAGUGUUUGUCCUCUUCUUAGAGAAAUUAUGUGCGAUUUCGCUAAUUUUUUGUCCAAAACACUUCUUGGAUCUCACGGUCAAGAUUUGGUCAGCAAAGAAGCUGUUCGAACAUUCCGUCGCACUAAUGCCAGUCCGGUUGAGUUAGUGAUGUUGUUGUGCUCUCAAGAGUGGCAAAACACACUGCAGAAGAACGCAGGAUUGGCUUUCAUUGAACUUAUUAAUGAGGGAAGACUUCUAUCUCAUGCUAUGAAAGAUCAUAUCGUGAGGGUUGCGAUGGAGGCUGAGUUCAUACUUAACCGAUUAAGAGCUGACGACGUUUCCAAACACGAGACUUUUACUUUAUCUUGUUAUGAAACACAAGAAAGUCGUACUCAUGAGGAGACACUAAUUAAUUCGUUGAUAUUAUCAGCUAAACGACGCGAUUGGAUGGUUUUUACACGAUUUAAGGAGAACCUAAAGCGCGGUCACAAAAAGCAGUACAAACUGGAUUCGUGGGAAGACGACGCCAGAAGAAAACGUCGAUUUAUUUGUGACCCCUUUGGUGUCGACCAAAUUCCAGAUAAUUCACAAACAACUUCAGUUGACGGAAGUAUUCAAUCAAAGAAUAUAAGCGAUGAGUCACACAGUGAAAAUCACAUGAAUAAGACUAGUGAAGACUUAAUGGCUAAUCCAAUAGUUUCGCCAAAACAAACAUUAAAUACUUCAAGAAUUGAAGAAGAAGAUAAUGAGUUAUAUUUAUGGGAAAGUGAAGAAUCGGCUCAAGAAAGUGAAACAAAUCCCGAAUUUAGUGGUUCUGUUCUCUUCACAAUCGAUUGUUGCCUUAUUUGGGGAAUUUAUGCCAUCGAAGGUAUUCUACAAAUAACAGCAAACGAGUUAUUCUUUGAGGCGCACAGUAGUGAUAUUGAACUGAAUUCUGCCCUAAAAUUUGAUAAGAAAAUGUCCAAAAGUGAUACCACAGACAACAUAAUGAAAGGCUUGAGUGGCAUUGGAUCGAAGGGUUCAAAAGGUUUUAAAGAUUUAGAUCUAAUGGUUCUUCGGUAUUGCGAUCUUUUGACAUACAAUGGAAAAAUUCUUUUGAAUGAAAUUCGAGCCAUUUUUACGCGAAGAUUUCUUUUACAACAAAAUGCUGUCGAAAUAUUUUUGGCUCAGAGGACAUCCAUUAUGUUUGCAUUCGCCGAUUACGAUACCGUCAAAAAAGUUGUCAAAUAUUUGCCACCCGUUGGUGUCGGAGUCAAGUAUGGCAUUCCUCAGUCGAGAAGAGCAUCUCUUAUGUCACCAAAACAGUUGUUUGCGACCUCUAAUAUGACACAGAAAUGGCAAAAGAGAGAAAUCAGUAAUUUUGAAUAUUUAAUGUUUUUGAAUACAAUUGCCGGUCGAACCUAUCAGGAUCUCAAUCAAUAUCCUGUAUUUCCUUGGAUUUUGACAAACUAUGAGAGCAAUGAACUCGAUUUGGCUCAGCCGACAAACUUUAGGGAUCUAUCGAAACCUAUCGGUGCCCUCAACAGUGACAGAAGGUCCGAAUUUAUUGAACGAUUCAAUUCAUGGGAUAAUAGCAAUAAUGUUCCGGCUUUUCAUUACGGAACUCAUUACUCGACGGCUGCAUUCACUCUGGGAUGGCUCAUACGAUUGCAACCAUUUUACUCGACAUAUCUAUCCUUACAGGACGGACGUCUUGAAGAUGAGUCACGACUAUUCACUUCAGUACGCGACGCAUGGAUUGCUUCACUUAUGGGUGGACAGCAAAAUGUUAAAGAGCUGAUCCCUGAAUUUUUCUAUUUACCUGAAAUCUUCAAUAACAAUCAUAUAUUAGAUGACGUGGAACUUCCAGUUUGGGCCGAAUCUCCCGAACAUUUUAUAAGAUUACAUCGAAUGGCUUUAGAAUCGGAUUUAGUUUCGUGUCAAUUGCAUCAAUGGAUUGAUCUGAUCUUUGGUUAUAAACAACGAGGACCUGAAGCUAUUAGAGCUGUUAAUGUUUUUUACUAUUUAACAUAUGAAGGUAAUACAGACCUAUCAAAUGUUACAGAUCCGGCACUUAAAGAAGCUAUUGAGUCCCAGAUUCGCCAUUUUGGCCAAACUCCGAGUCAAUUAACCUCAGAACCACAUCCGCCCCGAAGUAGUGCUUUGCAUGUCUCUCCACUAAUGUUUUCACCCGUUAUGGAUGAAGUGUGUAUGUCAGUCAAGUUCCCGUUCAAUGCAGCCGUGACUCAUGUGGCCUCGUGUUCCACACACAGCACACAACCCAAUACAGCCUCACAGAUAGUGACCAUAAAUUCACACCAACAGUAUUAUCUGCACAAAUGGAACGUCAAAGAGACGACAUCUCCAUUAACAAUGGAUACGGCGCUCGUCUCAAAUGCUUCUAAUAUGAAGAGACAACUAUUAGAUACAACAAAUCUGUGCACUUCAUUGCAAUGUCAUUACAUCGUCACUCUGGAUGCAAAACAUAUAAUUAUGUGUCCGUUUUAUGACAACUCAUUCCGUGUUUAUUCAACUGAAACGGGAAAACUCAAUCAAAUCAUUUACGGUCACCGCGGGAUCGUUAGUUGUUUGACGCGCAGUGAAUGUAAUAUUGCGGCCGAUUUUUAUGUUGCUUCUGGUAGUCAGGACUGUUCGGUAUUAUUGUGGACAUGGAAUGCAAAAUAUGCUCAAAUUGAAGGCAACGGUGCCUCUAAUCUAUCGAAUCCAUUGCCAAAACUAACUCUUUGGGGACAUCAGUCCACUAUUAUAUCGAUAUUAAUUAGUGCAGAGUUGGGUAUUAUAGUGAGUGCCAGUCGUAAUACAAUACUUAUCCACACAACAACUCACGGCGAAUGUAUCACUGAAAUUGAUAUCAGAAAAAGAGGUGCUAUUAAUACAAUCAGAAGUAUUAGUUCCUAUUCUGAUACUAACAAAUCUGAUGAACAAAUCGAGUCGAGACCUGAAGGACAGAUAAAUGAAGCCAACUUAGAGGCGUCAAUGUUGGGAAAGGAAGGCUCGAAAAGUAUUCGUAAACAAUCACAAGAUUCAAGAAGUGACACAAAAGUAGAUACACUAAGUAUGACCUCAAAUGAUGUAAACACUGAUUAUUGUUCGGCAUUCGAUGAAACCGAUUAUCUCAUUAAUAAUUUGGUUUUGUGUCGGGAAUUGGGUUUCAUUGUUGGUAUAGCUAUACCACAAAGUAAUGACAGCGACUAUGAAGAUCCCAACUGUUUGUCACAAAAGCAUUUAAAGACAUCUAAAAAUGAAAGACAAGAAAAUGCUUUAAUAUUUUCUUAUAAUUUGAGAGCAAAACUCAUCAAAUGUGUACAAAUCGGUAAUAUUUCGUUUUUAAAGGACAGGGAUUCUACUCUAUUAUUGUCCACUCGAGACGGCGAAUACAUCGUAAUGACCGAAAACGGAACGACUAUUAAAAUAUUGCGAACCUUUGAUUUGACGCCUUUGUAUGCUUUGAAUACUACAGAACUGUCGACGACUUUCACUGGCGAACAAAAUCGGAUAAAAUCUUUGACUUUAAUCGACUUUAAGUACUUAUUGGUUGGUCUGGAAAACGGAAAACUCAUUAUAUAUAACAUAGACUUUAAUCGAUGGCAUCACGAAUAUAGCAGCAGAUAUUAGUGCCUCAAAUCUAGUCGUAGUUUAUAAACAAAUUCAGUAUAAAAAAUGAAUGACAAUAUAUAGACGCUAUUCGUUUCAUUUAAAGUCUUUAAAAAAUCAAAUUCAUUGUCAAUCGAAUCGCGAAUCAAUUGAAUAUAACUAUUAUUUUGUAAAUUUAAUUACAAUUUUAAUCUUCAGAACUAAAUCUGAUACUAAGUUUUUACGUGAAUUAUAUGAGUUUUCUCUCAUCGAGUGUAACAUUUGACUUAAUAUAAAGAGUAUUUAAUAAUAA